AUGACGAACGCUCUGGAAGCCAAAAAGCCGAGACAAGAGGAUACCCGUAAGCCUCGACUGUUCCAAAAGUACGAUUCCUACCAUGAGUUAACGGUAGGAGUCGAGAAGGUCUUCAACCAGGUCAGCCGCGGGAACUUGCUGCGCCGACCAGAAGCAAUGAAGUCAGAUCCCUGCCGAAGGAAUCAGAAGAAAUUCUGUAGGUUCCACGGCGAUGUCGGCCACCACACCAAAGAUUGUGCCGACCUCAAGGACAAAAUCGAAAGAGUGAUCCGCGAAGGAAGGUUACAAGAAUUCAGGGCCGAGCGAAGACCCCGAAAUGACGGCCAUGGUGGGCAGAAUGACGGUCGACGCCGAGAGGAAAACCAGCGCCCAGAGGAUCGCGAACCCGUCGGUGUCAUAAGGACUGUCUUCGGUGGUCCCUAUAUAGGAGGAGACUCAAGGAGGUCUCAGAAGGACUACGCCCACGAGGCCAGGGGGUUUAUUAGGAGCGAUUCUGGAGCGUCUCCGCUACAAAGAUCCCAAGCCAUGAUAGGAAACCACACUGUGUGCAAAAUCCUGGUGGACAAUGGGAGCUCGGUGGACCUCCUAUACUCCGAUUGCUUGGAGAAAAUGGGGAUCCAAAAGGAGCAAUUGGAGAAAACCUCCAGGCCGCUAUAUGGUUUCAUAGGCGACUCCGUCCUCCCCCAAGGGACCAUCCGGCUACCCAUAACCGCCAGAGAGAAACUUCGACAGGUAACCACAAUGGCCAAUUUCGUGAUCAUAAAAGGAAGCUCCCAGUACAACACGGUAAUCGGGAGGCCAACCCUCCAAGCGUUAAGAGCAAUAACCUCCGUCUACCACUAA
Messenger RNA from Morus notabilis, 843 nucleotides. RefSeq lists its product as uncharacterized. The record is from RefSeq and is a predicted model, not a curated record. Bases 1 to 843 code for a protein of 280 amino acids. The transcript is spliced from 2 exons. NCBI's taxonomy places the organism in Eukaryota, Viridiplantae, Streptophyta, Magnoliopsida, Rosales, Moraceae.